Nylanderia fulva is the source of this 2940-nucleotide messenger RNA. RefSeq names its product FIGNL1-interacting regulator of recombination and mitosis. NCBI's taxonomy places the organism in Eukaryota, Metazoa, Arthropoda, Insecta, Hymenoptera, Formicidae. The record is from RefSeq and is a predicted model, not a curated record.
CGUUUCGUUUUGAACGUGAACAGUUUCGAAUUCGUAAACAGUGUCGCGAGUUUAAAAUCAUCAUUAUGUGUAGUGCGAUUUGAUUGUUUGCUACUUUUAAAUUUUAAGGGAGAAUCAUCGCAGCAUCGAGGUAAAUCCCACGUUCAUCGGUUAUUCGGUUGCACAGGAAGAUGUCAUCACCCAGUCAUAUCACUCUCAGCCAAGCUUCGAGUUAUCAGCUCGAAAAAGAUUUCAAUAUAAAUAGCCUAGUGUGCAGAUUACAAGCGUUACUGGAAAAUAAUUUCUCACUCGAAGAUCUCUCUCUGAAUUUAAGAUCCUUGCUAGACACAUUGGAACAAUGUUUCUCGAAAUGUGUAGUCGAAUCGCUCGAGGAGCAAGUUUUCAAAAAAGUUUUACCGAAGGCUCAACAUAUCCUGUCACAGACUGUGAAAUCCAUAGACGACACAAUAAUGAGCGAUAACGUGAAAAUCAAUGAUCUGGAUGGUGUCAAACAACUGCACAUAUGUGACUGUGUGCUCGCCUUCUGCAGGAAAUGUUUAGAACAUGUUUUCGCACUUGAAAAAGUUCGAGCUCCUUAUGUCACAUCGUUAUGCGACAUUUUGCCCGAAAUGAUAAAAAUUAUUUUUGAACAUUGCAAAGCCAGCCCAAAAUACGGAAUAUUAUUGAACGGUUCGAUACAAGAAUUGAGGACUUUAUUCAGAAGAGGAGGUGAGAUCUUCAAACUAUUCUUUGCCACUUUGGACGGCGUAAUUGUCUUCGACACGGACGUGCAAUCGGAAACGGAGCUGUUGUCGAAAGUAAUCGAUGCGUUCAGCAAAAUUGCUUCUAUCUCAAACGGGAUGGACACAAAGACGUUCGUUGAAUUAUCCGAGGCAUUUGCUAAGCUGGCGUUCGUUUAUCAUGACAAUAUUAAAUCAAUCAAAUCAAACAGCGUCGCGAUGAAUCUUGUACAAAUGAUGAAAGAUGUGUCUUGUAUUUUGUCCACGAUCAAGGAUCAGAAGGAUAAGAACGCGGAACGAAAUAUAAUGGUCGCUAUGCGUUUACUGCAAAUUCUCCAGAAAUUAAUAGCUGUCUACAAUGAAUGUUUCACCCAUGAAGUGAUGUCACAUUUAGUGGAACUUAUGAUGCACGUGCAGAGAUAUUCAUGCUUAAGUUCAACAGUAGGGGAUGAAAAAUUAAUCCCAAUCAAUACCAUGUCUUUCUUAGAUAUUAUCUUUAAUCACGAUGAUUUCAAACAGGUGUAUUUCGAGUAUGGAAAGCAAAUAGUCUCGCAUGAUCAACAUGUGAAUUAUUAUUUAUUGACAAUCGCUAUUAUGAAAAAAUUAAACAACGUGUCAUACGAGGAUUAUAGCAAAUGGUCUCUGGGUUCGGAUUCGAUCUUAGACAUUGCACUGUCAUAUAUAGAAUAUCUCGGAGAAGAAAUCUGUGUCGGAGAGUUAAGAUUAGGCAUUCACGAGGUGGACGAACCACCACAGUUAAUCAAUGUCUAUGAGGCAACUCUGAUAUCUUUUUAUAAUCUUGUAAAUAAGAUUAGAUCAGAAGACUUUCACAUAAUUGAAACACUUCUACUAAAGUAUCUAUUGUGUGGUCACUUUUGGAGCUCUCUGCUAAGUUCGGAAGUUUGGUGCUUUAUUGGCAGGCUCGGAACUUCGCAACUGUGUGCCGAUCAUAUCAAACAUCUCAUCAAAAUCUCCGUCACUUUAGCAGAAAGAUGUGACAGCAUAGAAAUGAUCAUGCUAGAUCAUAUGAUUAUCAGUCUAUUCGAUCUAUUGACCGCAGAUAUGAAAUCUGCUCUUCUCAAGAAUCUCGUCGAAAAUCUGGAUACAAAUAAUUACGUACCCAUCUUGUAUUUAUUAGUAGCGAGAACUAAAGGUUUUUCGUCGGAACGAUUACGGCAAAAAUCGGAGGACUUGCCGAAGGCUUUGGAUCUGCAAGAACAUCCUUCUACUCGCAAUUGGAAACAUCUUAUGCAAUCCGUAUCCGCAAUGGUAGCAGUCGAUUAUAGCGAUAACAAGGAUAUUAUCGAAGUUUUAACUAAAAUAUGGAGUUUCAUGGAAAAUGUAAUCAUUAAAUGCGAAGACAAACAAUUAAACAUAUUAACUGAUUUGUUUGUUAGUCUUCUCGACGCUACACGUCUCGAAAGUCUUCAGAAUAAUUUUUGUUCGAUUUUGAAGUCUAUCGCGACUUCAUGCGCCUAUCUGCCUUCCCGGGGUAAAAUUAAGAUCUGUCAUUUUCUACGACGAUCUGUUGAUAAUCUCAAUCGUAGUGAAGACCAAAGUGUCGCGUCCAUCUUGAUCGGGUUAUUCGCUCAUCUACUGGAAAACGAAAACCCUUGGGUACGUCAGGAAGCCCUGGAGACUUUCGAAUAUAUGGGACAAAGAUGUUCGGAGCAACUGAUCGCUAAAGUAGCGAAGGCUCUAGCUAAAAUACCCAACAUCAACAACAUUAUGCAAGCUUACUUAUCCUCAAAACCGUGCUAUUCCCUGGAAGGUUUUUCAAACAUACAGGACUAUCUUAGAUACUUGGUUGGAGCUAUGCAAAACCGCAAGGAGCACACGUGCUACGAGUACAAUGAAUCUGAAAGAGAGGAGAAGAUACCGAGGCUGGAAAAAGCAGAAAACUCGUGCGACGUUAUGCCGAUAUCGAUACAAUUAGAUGAACGAGCCGAGGAGCUAUGCAAAUGCUUGGCAAAGGUAAUGGAAGGUCGGGCUGUUAUCAGCGAUACUGUUUGUAGGAAACUGAUAACUAUUUUAGAAAAAAUUCUUCUAACAAAGUAAAAUUUUGUGGAACUAAUAAUACAUCUUUUCUAUCUAUUUUUUCUAUUCUAUACAUAUAUAAUAAAAGUUAGAAUAAUCUGCCGGUGAUAAAGAUAAGGAUUGAAUUAUCAGAAAUAGCAAUAGUAUUUGAAAAAAGAUUAUUAAAUAAAUAAAAGAUAAAUUA